Molecule: messenger RNA, 6774 nt
Organism: Cololabis saira (Pacific saury)
Lineage: Eukaryota; Metazoa; Chordata; Actinopteri; Beloniformes; Belonidae
Product: 1-phosphatidylinositol 4,5-bisphosphate phosphodiesterase beta-4-like
Biological process (GO): phosphatidylinositol-mediated signaling; lipid metabolic process
Molecular function (GO): phosphatidylinositol-4,5-bisphosphate phospholipase C activity; calcium ion binding
Source: RefSeq, a predicted model, not a curated record
GGACCGGGGAUCCUCAUCACAGCAGCAUCAGGCCCGUUCAUUCUCCACUGGAGGGCGAGUGGAGCAGCAGCACCGGGACGGUCCUCCGGCGGGCGGGACACGGGACACGGGACGCAGGCAGGCGGCGGCGCAGCAGCGGCGCUGCAGGACGGAGAGAAAAAAGCCCCGAGCCGGAGCUGCUGGUCCUCCGUGGGAUUUACACCCGCGUCCUCACUCCACCGCGGGACAUCACGCCAAGACAUGAACAUCUCCAGCUGAACUUUAUUGAUGCUGAACUGAGCGGAGCGGUGCUAUCUUCCAGUGUUUCCCCUCAGUUCUCCAUUCGUCUGUCACCUGAGUUGUGAGCAGCCAUGACGAAGUCCUACGUAUUCAACUGGCAGAAGCACCUGCCCGAGUUCAUGCAGGAAGGUGCUUCCUUUGACAGGUUUGAUGAGGAUCCGUACAUCUUUGAGCCCAACUGUCAGAUGAAGGUGGAUGAGUUUGGUUUUUUCAUCACCUGGAAGAGUGAGGGGAAGGAAGGCCAGGUUCUCGAGUGUUCCCUCAUCAACAGUAUCCGCGUCGGCGCCGUUCCCAAGGACCCAAAGAUCUUGUCGUCAUUUGAGGCCAUUGGAAAGACGGAGGCGGACUUGGAGGGAUGCAUCAUCUGCAUCUGCAGCGGCGCAGACCUUGUCAACCUCAGCUUCAUGUUCUUGGUGGCAGAGAGCCCCGACACAGCCAGGAAAUGGAUCGAGGGCUUGAGGUCGGUGAUCCACAACUUCAAGGCCAACAAUGUGUGUCCAAUGACAUGCCUGAAGAAACAUUGGAUGAAAAUGUGUUUCCUAACCAACGUCAAUGGGAAGAUCCCUGUGAGAGGCAUUACACGAACAUUUGCAUCCGGGAAGACGGAGAAGGGCAUCUUUCAGGCUCUGAAGGACCUCGGCCUUCCCAGUGGAAAGAACGACGAGAUUGAACAUUCAGACUUCACCUUUGACAUUUUUUACGCGCUCACACAGAAGAUCUGUCCCCGCACAGAUAUUGAGGAACUCUUCAAGAAAAUCAAUGGGAGCAAAACUGAUUAUUUAACUGUAGACCAGUUAGUCAGCUUUCUGAAUGAAAACCAGCGCGACCCGAGGCUCAACGAGAUUCUGUUCCCGUUCUAUGACCCCAAGAGAGCCACGCAGAUUAUUGACAAAUAUGAAAGAGAUGAUGAACUGAAGAAAAAAGGUCAGAUGUCCAGUGACGGGUUCUGCCGGUACCUAAUGUCAGAUGAAAAUGCCCCCGUGUUCCUGGACCGACUGGAGCUGUACCAGGACAUGGACCAGUCGCUGGCCCACUACUUCAUCAGCUCCUCCCACAACACCUACCUGACCGGCCGACAGUUCGGAGGGAAGUCGUCGGUGGAGAUGUACCGCCAGGUCCUGCUGUCUGGAUGCAGGUGUAUAGAGCUGGACUGCUGGGACGGCAAAGGAGAGGACCAGGAACCCAUCAUUACUCAUGGCAAGGCCAUGUGCACAGACAUCCUGUUCAAGGAUGUCAUCCAAGCCAUCAAGGAGACGGCAUUUGUGACAUCAGAUUACCCCGUCAUUUUGUCAUUUGAAAACCACUGCAGCAAACCACAGCAGUACAAGAUGGCCAAGUACUGCGAGGAGAUAUUCUGUGAAUUCCUCCUCAAACAGGCCGUGGACAGCUACCCGAUUGAACCUGGCCGCCCAUUACCGUCUCCAAACGACCUCAAGAGAAAAAUCCUCAUCAAAAACAAACGAUUGAAACCUGAAGUUGAGCAGAAGCAGCUCGAGGCCUUCAAGAAGCACAUGGAAGCGGGCGAGACCAACACCCCUGCCAUCAUUAUGGGAGAGGAGAAUGAAGAGGAGACGGAGAACGGAGAGAAAGAAACAGAAGAUGUGAAGGAUUUGAAUUCAGAAGCUCCAAGUCUGUCAGAGGCAGCCAGCGAGAAAGAGAGCAACAGUGUUUCCCAGAGUAACGCCGUCGGCUCGGGGAAAGACGAGGAACGUAGCAACAGCAUCAAGAAGGCACCUGACGAUGAAGUUGUUGAAGUCUCUGAAGCAACGGAUGCCACAGAUAUUUCAGAGGCCUCCGACCAAGACAACAACAAGAAGAGUGUAGAUGUGCCGGAAGACUCGGAGGAGGCUCUGAUCGCUCAGUACACCUACGUGGGAGCCACAACCAACAUCCACCCGUAUCUCUCAGCCAUGGUCAAUUAUGCACAGCCCGUCAAGUUCCAGAGCUUUGACGUGGCGGAGGAAAGGAAUAUCCACUACAACAUGUCGUCUUUUAACGAGUCGGUUGGCCUGGGUUACCUGAAGACGAACGCCAUCGAGUUUGUCAACUACAACAAGCGUCAGAUGAGCCGUAUCUACCCCAAAGGAGGCCGGGUGGACUCCAGUAAUUACAUGCCUCAGAUCUUCUGGAACGCAGGCUGCCAGAUGGUCUCGCUGAACUUCCAGACCCCAGAUCUGGCCAUGCAGCUGAACCAGGGAAAGUAUGAGUACAACGGAUCAUGCGGGUACCUGCUGAAACCCGACUUCAUGCGGCGGUCAGACAGGAUGUUCGACCCUUUCUCAGAAACACCAGUGGAUGGCGUCAUCGCAGCAACCUGCAGCGUUCAGGUUUUCUCAGGUCAGUUUCUGUCGGACAAGAAGAUCGGCACGUACGUUGAGGUUGACAUGUACGGGCUGCCGACCGACACCAUCAGGAAAGAGUUUCGCACACGCAUGGUGAUGAACAACGGGCUGAACCCCGCCUACGAGGAGCCCUUCGUGUUCAGAAAGGUAAUCUUACCCGAUCUGGCCGUGCUGCGCAUAGGAGUCUACGACGACAACAACAAGCUGAUCGGUCAGCGCAUCCUGCCUCUGGACGGCCUGCAGGCCGGCUACCGCCACAUCUCCUUAAGAAAUGAAGGGAACCGGCCCAUGUCGUUGCCCACCAUCUUCUGCCAAAUCAUCCUCAAGACCUACGUGCCCGACGGCUUCGGAGCUAUUGUGGAUGCCCUCUCAGACCCAAAGAAGUUCCUGACCAUAGCAGAGAAGAGAGCUGACCAGAUGAAGGCCCUUGGGAUUGACACGAAUGACAUUGCAGACGUUCCCAGUGGGAGCUCAAAGAACGACAAGAAGGGCAAAGGUAAAGGAGAUACGGUGAAAGCCAACGUGACCCCACAGACCAGCUCAGACAUGGCGCAGACCUCCAACUCUGCUCAAAACAACACCAAUGAAAGCAAGAAAGAUCCAGCACUUGUCCCUAAUGUCAGCAUCGACGAAUUAAAACAAAUGAAGACCUACCUUAAACUGAUUAAGAAACAACAGAAGGAGCUCAACUCUUUAAAGAAGAAACACUCAAAGGAUCAAAACGUAAUGCAGAAAGCCCAUUGCUCCCAGGUCGACAAGAUUGUAUCCCUGCAUGACAAGGACAAGACAAAUGUGGAGAAAUUGCUUGAAAAAGCCAUCAAGAAACGAGGGGAGAACAACUGUCAAGAGCUGAAGAAGGAGACGGAAGAUAAGAUCCAGACACUAGUCGCAGAUCAUAAAGCAAAGGUAAAGGACAUCACAGCCCAGCACACUAAAGAGUGGUCCGAGCUGAUCAGUAGUCACAGCAGCGAGGAGCAGGAGAUGAAGGACAAUCAUGUAGCACAGCAGUGUGAGCACCUGAAGAAGCUGCUGGCCACGGUGCAGGAGCAGCAGACGCUGCAGCUCAAAGUCAUCCACGACAGGCAGAGCAAAGAGAUGCGAGCGAACCAGGCCAAGAUGUCCAUGGAGAACAGUAAAGCCAUCAGCCAGGACAAGUCCAUCAAAAACAAGGCGGAGCGCGAGAGGAGAGUGCGGGAGUUAAACAGCAGCAACACCAAGAAGUUCCUGGAUGAGAGGAAGAGGUUGGCCAUGAAGCAUCAGAAGGAGUUGGAGCAGCUGGAGAAAAACCAGAAAGAGCAGCUGGAGAAACUGGAGAAGUUCAAUGAGCAGGCCAAGGACAUCCAGCAGAUGGUGAAGUUAGAGGAGGAGAUGGACCGCAGACCUGCCACAGUGGUGUGAGCGACUGAGGUGGAGACGAGAACACGUGUACACUCGUGUGCACGCACGCACACACACUCACACACAAAGCACCGCAGGAAGCCCUCUGCUGUACUGGUGACACGACCGUCUGACACACACCUCCCUCUCCCUCCGUUCACUCAACCCAGCCUCCUCUGCAUCUGCAACCCGCCGACUCACCACCACUGAGCCAUCGCUGCUUGUCGCCGUUUGACGAGGGGGUUACCGCUGACGGAGGCGUGGAACGUAGCCUCGAAAAACACACCUCCCCUCCUCCACUGUGUGGCGUUUUAAAGACAACAAAAGCUUCAGCUGUUAUUGGGAACAAACACACACUCAUCACAGUUCAGAUAACGGUUAUCACUCGCUUUUUAUUUUUCAUUUUUAAAAACGGUACCAAAUAAACUCACAGGACGAGCGUAAGAGGGGAGAGGAUGUAUAAGACAAGAUAUAAUUUCAGCACAAAUGAUUAUCUUUGUGAAAUACACUGUAUUCUACACACAAAUCCUGUCCUGAGCACUUUGUAUGUAAUAGGUUGUUUAAAAAAAAAAAAAAGUGGAAAAUGUAGCAGUGCACUACUGUAGGUUCUCUGUUUUUUCAGUAAGAAUGUAUUAAAAUCUAAAUUUACUGUAGGACAGAGUGGCAACCCCUCCCCAAACAUGUCUGUAGUUCGGAGCAUCGUCUGCGGAAGGGGUCACUGGGAACCGACGUCCACGUUCGUGGUCGUGGCCCAUUUCCCACACCGACUGUUUAAGUAAAUACCCAAGAUGUGCUGCAAGAGUUCUCUUUCGCACUUGACAAGAACAUAUGGUAGACUCCUCCGUUUCCAUGAGAAUUAAUCAAUUUUCCGGCUGCAGAAGUAUGUGGCUCAAGAUGAUGCACGAUGUGCAACAGACACGAGCAAAUGAAGUGUUUCUCAAUGAAAUAUUUGGCUUCAGCAGUAUUGCAUCAGUUCAACAGCGUCUGUAACGAGAAUCAAGGUCCAGACACGAGAAAUCAAACUCUAAAAUAAGUUAAAAGUUCUGUUUUAUAGAUCUGAGCUACGAGAUCUCUCCCCCGUCUCCCACGGCUGGGGCCAAGAAAAGUGUAACAAGAAAAUAUCUAUAAAUUUGAUGAGGUGAAGAGGUUAAUGGAACCAGAAAACUUGACACCCAACGAUAUUCGUUUAGAGUUUGGUUUCUUUUUCACAGACUCAGAUUUUGAUGCAACGGUAACCAAGACUACUGAUGAAAUUAUUAGUGAUUAUUACCCAAAAAUACAAAAAAAGGUUGCUUUCAAUGCUUUGAACACGAGUAUUGAUGCAACCAGAGGCAAUAACAUCACCAAACCUGCUGAUACAAGUUUGUUUUUUUUUAGUUUUUUGGAGUUGUGCACUUAAACCUCUUCUUAGAGUUGAGCCUAGUCUGAACUACUCUGACAAAAAGAUUCAUCUACAUUUCCAGUCUUUUGAUUGAGUGGAUGAUACGAGUCUAACUCAUCUCAUAUUGUCACUUUUCUCUCUCUCUCUUUCUCUCUCUCUCUCUCUCACACACACACACACAUGGUAUUGUUGAAGUUAAGUGCUCCCUUAUUAGGUUCUUCUCUGCACUUUAGCCACCUCAGCUUGUAAUCCUCAUUGUUUCCCCGUUAGGCUUCGCUCAGGGGAGAUCACAGCCAGUAAUUAUAGCAGAUUUGUUCAAGUCUGAAGCACGUACCACACGCCACCCACUGCAGAGAGUUCAGAGGAGGCCUGCGUCACUCUGCCUUUCCAGCAGGUCUGUCCACUAGAAAACGCCGUCACUUCUGGGCCUGGAGAUGUGUUACUAUUUGCGUGAAGGCCUAGUUGUCACUGCUGGACGGAAAAACCACUGACGAGGCAGAAAUGUGACUUAAGUAUUACUACGACGCGCUGUAAAACAAUUUCAGAGAGUGACGCAGAGUCACAGGAACGAUCUUCUGUUUCAGAAUCACACGAGGACGAGAGCACGAGUAGGUACUUUGGCCUUUCUUAGUGUUUUUUGUUGUUUUUUUUUCCCCCCCUGUUUUAUUCUGCUGUAUUACAUGUGAAGGGUAGACGGGACGCUCUUGUAAAUACUCUACUGGAAUGUACGUAGUUGAAUUUCCUUUUUUUGACCAGCUGUUUUCUGUCAUUCAAGGGCUCGGGGGACAGAGGGGGGGUCAAGCACUGGUUUUUGCUUGUCGGGUCGUUUGUUUCGUGUUUCCUCGUCUGCCCUAACCGCACCUCACCACACAGACUAAAGCUCUCGCCACAUAUCUAGCGCAGAGAUAAGUGAGUAAAAAAGUGCUUUUAAAGUUAAUUCCAUUGCUUUCAGAUGUGCCACUCAGUGUCUGUUAGGACGUUUAAAUUAUUUUAUGAAUGAUAAAAUGCCAAAUUAAGGGGUUAUUUGUAUGAAGGUAUAUAUAAAUAAAUAUAUAUUAUAUAUAUUAGAUAACGUGUAGUUUAAGAUUAUGUUAGAGGCUUUUUUUGCACUAGUUGAAUGUUUCUGUUGUGUGAUUAAAUGUAAUCUUCGGCUCUCGAGUUUGUCAAGAAAAAAAAAAAGCAGAUUAUUUUUGCAGAGCAACAUCACUGAUUUCAUUUCCUCGGUUUCUACUGUAUCUCCUCUUUGUUUUCUAUUUGAAUUGUAGCUUGUCAACAGACAUUUUGUGCGUGUUUUUGUAUUUAUAUUGUACUGUUGAACUUAUAGCAAUGAUAAUACUGUUGUUAUCCAGCUCCUUUAAUACUGUUUUAUAGUAUGUGUAUCAAUAAAUCCAGGUG